Molecule: messenger RNA, 779 nt
Organism: Podarcis muralis (Common wall lizard)
Lineage: Eukaryota; Metazoa; Chordata; Lepidosauria; Squamata; Lacertidae
Source: RefSeq, a predicted model, not a curated record
CCUUCCUUCCUUGGGAGUAGCCGGAUGGCGAGGCGCAGGAGCCGAGGCGCACAAGCCGAGCGCAGGGUCACAUUCGCGGCUGGGGCGCGGGGAGCGGAGCGCUCAGCAGACCCGUCCGCGGCGCCGCCGCCGCCUCCCCAGCAGCUGCAGCAACAUGCACGGCCAGCCCCCCGGCCCGGCUCAUGGGGAAGAGAGGAGGAGGAGCAGCGAAGGCCCCAGGGGGGCGCCCUCUGGGCAGCCGCCGCGCGCAGGACACCUUGGGCAGCCCCGACCGUGCGCCCUGGCCACCGCGCCUCGCUCGCCGCCUGCUCCGCGUCUGAGCUGCCUGCGCCCCGCCGGGCGCGCCGUCCAAGCUGCCCCGCCCCGGCCAAGCGCCGCCUCCGACACCGCCUCCUCCUCUCGCCUCGCUCCUGGGAGGCCUCUCGCGGCCCACAGCGCCCCCCGAGCCGCGCGCGGGUGGGAAAGGAAACGGGCGCCGCGCCGGAUUCAUGGAACGGCCACUCCGGAGCAGGAGGGUUGGACGGGGAGGGGACUUGGCUGGCUGGCUGGUUUGUAUUUCCCGCCGGAAAGAUGCUCCUUCAGAGCCGCGUGCCAUCCGAAGGAAGGCCUAUUGUUGGACUUAAUGGGCCUCACUCCCAGCGCCAUCUGGUGUCAACGAGACACUCAAGCAUCAGGAUGUGUUUUAGGUCAAAUCCACACCAAAGAUUAAAAGCACACGGCUUCCACUUGAGGAUCCUGAGAACUGUCGUUUGCAGAGAGUGCUGGGAAUCGUAGCUCUG